AUACUGCAAUUUAUUAUUAUUAUUAUUUCCAUUAUCAUUAUAAUAUUAUCAUUUAUUUAUUAUUAGAUAUUAUUAUUAUUAUUAUUCGCGUAAUCGACAACGUUGUUGCUCGUCUUGUUGUUUUCCUCGAUUUGCGUUUCAACAUUAUUACUUCUCGCUCUGCGGGGGGUCCGUCCAUCGUUGUUAUCGCCGCUGUCCGUUGUUUUUGUUCCGUGUAGUGCACAGACUACCAAAUGUACACUACACACUAGUUGUCCCGCAGUAUCAUAUACGAAUAUACGAUUUUUGUCUGGCUGUCGGAAAUUUGGACAUCAUUACACGUCGCUCUUCUGGCCGUAUUAAGUUUUUUCAUAACGAGUUUCGAUUAAUUUGUGCGUGCGUCGAGCGCUGGUUUCAGUGAUUCGAGCUGCAAGUCAAGAUCAUGAUUAAAGCCGAAGGUCAGAUUUAUUUCAACUGUCAGUUACACGUUGUAUGUCCAGAAUUACUGUAACGGUCUGCCAGAAAAUAAUUGAGUAUCAGAUGUUGUACAGCUUUUAUCAAAAAUGUUUAGAAAGGAAACGGCAUUUAUUGCCUUAAUAGCCUUUAUAACUACAAUAAAAUGUGACAUUAGCAUAUAUACUAGAGAUCACCAACAGCUAGAUUUAGAGUUUAAAGAUGCGCAGUCUCUUUUUGGAGCGGAUAUACCUUCAGAUGGCAUUAAAGGUUACAUUUUGAGUGCAGAACCUGAAGAUGGUUGUACUAAAAUUGAAUCUCCGCCCAAAAGUGGAAGUUGGUUUGCCUUAAUUAAGAGAGGAAAUUGUAAUUUUGACGUAAAAGUUAGAAAUGCUCAAAAUAGCAAUUACACAUUAGCCAUUAUAUUCAAUGUUAACUCUAGUAUUGUUGUGCCAAUGAAUGGUAAAAAUACAAGUGAUAUAGUCAUUCCAUCAGUUUUUGUUGGUGAAAGCACUGGGCUUAUGUUGAGAGACUACUAUGAUUAUCAAAACGGCUAUUAUGUGAUUGUAGACAACAGUCAAUUCCCAUUUGAUAUAAACUUGAAUUUAUUGUUGCCAUUUGCUGUGAUUGUUGCGGUAUGUUUCUUCGCAAUGCUUGGGUUUAUGUUAAUUAAAUGGAUUAAAGAUCGAAGACGAGCAUUUAGACAUCGAUUACCGGCAUCUAUUCUUCGUAAAAUUCCGAUCUCAACAUUUGCGAAAGGUGAUCCAUAUGAUACUUGUGCCAUAUGUUUAGAUGAUUAUAUGGAUGGAGACAAAUUAAGAAUUUUGCCAUGUGCUCAUGCUUAUCACUGUAAAUGUAUUGAUCCAUGGUUAACACGAAACCGACGAUUUUGUCCUAUUUGUAAACGCAGAGUUUAUGGCAAUAAUGAAGAUCUACACUCUGUAGCAUAUUCUUCAGAUACUGAUAGUGAUGAGCCCAAUGAUAGAACUCCAUUAGUUGCACCUGGUAUUAAUAAUUCAAAUUCAUUAGGUGUUGGUACAUUCCGUAGUUUCAGAGGACGUGUAUUCACUCGUGGUAGAUCUGCUAACACUGUUCCUGUGCAUCCUCCAGUUUUAUCAUCAAUAAAUGUAGCCAACGCAGAUUAUGACACAGUUUCAUCUCAAACAGAUUCAUCAGACUCAAUGUUAUCAGAUUAUCAAAAUCUGUAUGAUGCACCAGCCCACCAAUCGGUUUCAGCAUCCAUGUCAAAUUCAGUGAAUAAUUUGGCUCCAGAACUGAUGACUAACACAGAACCAAGUAGAACAAAUGUGCAGAACCAUAUCGUUUAAACAGCUUAUCAACAAACAGCCUAAAAAAGUUGAUUUCUUUUAUUGGACUUUAAUUAUAUUACAUUGCUUUUAAAUAGAAACAAAAUAUGAUUUAUUUUUCUUAAUCAAAAUAUUGUUUUUAGGUCUGUAUUUUAUUACUAUAAGAUUUUUAAUCAGAUAAUUAUUUUUAGUAAUGAAUAUAAACCAUUUAAUAACUUAGACAAAAAAAAAAAACAGACUGUUCAAAUUUUUUUUAAAUUUUAAAUAUUAUUCUCACUCUAUUUACAAUAACUCUCAUGUAUACUUAAAUUAUUUUAAUUAUUUUUUUUCUGAUAUUAGUAAAAAAAUAAUUAUUAAUUCAACAUGUGAUAAUUGUUAUGAUUAUAAAAAAUAGUUUUGUUAUUAGUAUUGAUCACAGUAUAUUAUAUAAUAUACUGUGGUUUUGAUAUAUUAUGUUUUAAAAAAAAAUAUUAUACAUUUAAUAAAAAUGUUUGUAAUUUUAAUAUUCAUUUAUUUUGAUAAGUUGACAAUAUCAGAUAUACAUUGUAUAAGUAUAAUGUUCUGUCAAUCCUAUAUUUACUUAUGUGUAAUUUUUUUUUUUUUUGUAGUAUUUUAAAUAAGCUUAUCAGAAUACCUGUUAAAAAUAUAUUUUCUCUAUAAGAAUACUUUAUUUGGUUAAAUAGUUUUAAUGUACCUGCAAGAAUGAUGUAUAAUUCAUUUAAGAUUAUGUUUUGUUUUUAUAUUAUUUUUUCAUUAUAUUUUUAAAUAUUUAAAUAUUUUUUAUAACGUAUAUUAUUGUUUAUAUUCUCCUUAAAUUUUAUUUGUGUAUGAUACAAUUUAAUGUACAGUAUGUAUUUAAAGAUUUGAAUACAUUAUUUAAGUAGAGAGUUACUACUUAUAAAUUUGGUUUGAAUAAUUUAUUAUUUUUGCAAUGUUUUUUAAUUAUCUGUUGAAAGAAAUCUUAGAGGAUUUAUACCUGCAUAUUGUGUUAUCUUUGUCUUACACACAUACAAUAUGGAAAAUUUUCGUUCUGCUGAAUUCAUUUUUUGAUGUUAAUUUUUAAUAUUAUAUUAAAUUUACCUAUCAAAUUUAAAGGUAAGAAUAUUAUCUAAGAAAGUUCAUAUGCUUGAUAUUAUUAUUUUAAAUGAGUUAUGGACAUAUUUUUAAAGUUAUAAUAUUUUACAUAGCUAUAAGUCACUUAAAAAUGAUAUCAAUAAAAGCAUAUAUCGUCUUCUAGAUAAUAUUCUUACUUUUAAAUUUGUUGAUAGGUAAAUUUACUCUAAUAUUAAAGCUAACAUCAAAACAUAUUGUGUUCUUCUAUACGCACAUUUUCUAUGAUGUACAGAUAAGACAGACAACACAUGCAGGUAAAACAUCCUCUUAAUUUACUUGUAUUUCUUUUUAAUUUUUUAUAGUAACCCAUCUAUAUCUGUUUAAAUAUUUAAUAAUUAAUUCUAAAAGUAUAAUAAUACUUAACAUUUUAUAAAUAAAGAAAACUUGUUAUUAUAUACAUCAAUUUAUAAUUACUCACUAAACCACAAACAAUAUAAAAACAUGAUUUAUAAAAUCAAUUAA
Rhopalosiphum padi (bird cherry-oat aphid) is the source of this 3314-nucleotide messenger RNA. RefSeq names its product E3 ubiquitin-protein ligase RNF13 (gene gzl). Gene Ontology annotation, cellular component: cytoplasm; nucleoplasm. The record is from RefSeq and is a predicted model, not a curated record. The transcript is spliced from 10 exons. NCBI's taxonomy places the organism in Eukaryota, Metazoa, Arthropoda, Insecta, Hemiptera, Aphididae. The coding region runs from base 543 to 1760 and encodes 405 amino acids.